This is a messenger RNA of Spirometra erinaceieuropaei, 8715 nucleotides long. The record is from the annotation of a GenBank genome assembly. Lineage: Eukaryota; Metazoa; Platyhelminthes; Cestoda; Diphyllobothriidea; Diphyllobothriidae.
AUGUCACAACUCAUCAUACCAAAAGAGGUCAGUCACUUUAAGUGAAAAGUUUGCGUUUAAUGAUUUGAUAAAGCUGAUUGAAUAUUUGUAAUUAUGUGGAAGUCUCGAAUGGAUCAACUGCCAUCCACUGACGGUUUUGGACCAUUGCGUAUUUGCCAUAUGUGUUACGGACAUACGCAUACGGUGUUAUUCACUUUCUUGGGUAUGUUUUCCUCCGAAGUAUGAGACCGAUCGUUUAACAACAAAUGCAUCUAGAACUCAGCUGCUCAGUCUCCUUGAAUGUGUGGUAAUUUAAGUCUGGUUAAUUUCAAUGAUGCUACUGCUAAUAACUGAGUUUGAUAACUAUAUUUUCAUAGAGAAGCUUAAGCUCUUCAGGAAAACAGACUUGAACGAUAGUAUAGUGCUAUUAUAGUGAUAUUAUAGUACUACUGGCCAAACAGCUAGCCAGACUGCCUACCGACGGACAAACGGAAGAGAAACACCAACAAUUUGGCACUCCCUACCGUGCAUAAACAAUGUGUCCGAGGUUACAGAACGCAUUGCGUCACAUUAAGGCGUGGGCAUUGCUCAUUAUCCGGUGGCUACCAUGCGUAGCAGGAUCAUGAAAAUGAAGGAUCGGCUGGACGCAGGUGAACAGUCGGACUUAGUCUACCAAAUCCCGUGCCAUAACUGUCCCUGCCACUACAAAGGCCAAACAGGACGACGUCUCAGCUCACGAAUACUUGAGCACAAACGUGGCGUUCGGAGAGGCGGCCCACUAUCUCGAGUCGGCACUCACACGCUGGAGGAAGGCCAUGCGUUCGACUUCCCCAACACGCGGAUAUUGGCGCGAGCCUGCAAGAAGACGGGGCGAGAACUGUUGGAGGCGUUGAUGUCGGACACCAACUCUAUCAACAGACGCAUUGAUUUGUCUGCGUGCUAUCACGCACUUCGCCCACGCAACGAGGCGGCGCACCACGUCACCACGCCGGGGGACCACUAUGGGCCGGGCAGCACAAACCAGACCUAGCCACGGACGUAGUCACCUGCCCCCCACCCGCCUUCACGGCACACCGAUAUAAGUGUUCACACGUUGCUGCACUUUAUCAGUCUCUGAUGAUGAACUCCAGUUUAAGUUCGAAAGCUAAGGCCAAUAGAUCUACUGUCCCAGUGAUCGUAGCUUCAUCUUAUUUUAGGCAUGAUCAUAUGGGAAAACACAUUUAAAAAAUGACGAUUGUUGGGAAAAGGAGUCAUCAGGUUUUUUCUUUGGACUUCAGAUCCUCUGGAACCCAAUAAUAUCCGCUAGGAUCAGUCGGUAUCUUUCGAGGAAGGACCGCUUAAAUUGCAAGAACUUAAUACCCACAUGGGAUCGACUGGCCACUCGAAUUCUUGCAUUAACCCCAGAGUCCUUGAGCAGGAAAACACAGUUAAUUACCCUACUUCAAGAUGCAACCCAGGGAGUCGAGAUCUUUACUCUGGACUUUGCUUCGCACCGAGGAAAAAACGUAAUCCAGUUUCUGUCUAUCCUUUCCGAGCCCGGCAGUACUGGACUCUUCAAUCUAACUACUUUGGACAUCAUGAAACAACCCAUCAGCAUUGAACAACUGAGGGAGCUCUUAGUUAACUACCCAAUGCCCCGAUUGCGCAUACUCUCCUUGUCUAUCGUUGUAUGGAAUGCCAGACCGAUUGUCACUGAGUGCCUGAAAUGCGAGCUAAGGCUGGAAGAAGUUGCUAUCCGAUUUUUUGGCGGCUUAUCGCCGAAAGAAAAAUUACUACUAAUGCAGAGUUUUGGCAACCUACGCAGCAUGUCUCUGGAUGACUCAUCUGACCGUCGGUACAGGUUACCCUGUCAGCGCAGGGACUGGGACCAUUCUCAGGUCUGGAUUCCACAGUGGACUUCUCUUCAGAUUCAUCACGACUCGGAACUGCUUGAUCUGUUUCUGGGUGAAGGAAAGAUUUCUACCGGACUCCCAGAGCUAACUCUACUGACAGAACCAGGUCACUUUUUCCCGAAGAGGUACAUUACCAAGGCCUCCGUUGUACCCAGAACUAUUAAAUAUCGUACGCUCAAAAAGCCCCAACUUCACAUCGCACAAUUUUGUAGAGCCUGCGUCCGUGCUUCGGACAAACGCGACAUGCCCCGUUUACAAUGCCCAUUAACUGACGCGAUUCUAGACGAUGAGGCACCACUGAACCUCGUUGCCUGCUCUGUCAUGUCUGUCGAGGACAACCGCGUCCUGCAUCCCCUCAAUCUCCAUGAUCUGUAUGUUCACAUAGGCCCUCCUCGAACGAGCUCAUCCGCCACUUUACCCAACGCCUCCACCUCCUCCACGAUCUCAACAAACAGAAGACAAGCUCCAGCAAGGGGUAUGGUGGAAGCGCUAAUUGAGCGUCGCUGCUCUGAGAUCCGACGUCUCUCCAUUCGGGUAUGCAAACCCACAAGCGAUGAGUGCAGGAGUAAGUACAUUCGGGAACUUCCGUUACUCGCAAAAGACUAUUUUCUCCCAAUAAUUGAGAAGUGUGGUUCAAAUCUUCAAUUUCUGGAAGUGUCAGCUGAGCUCAUUACGGCCUGUUGCUCCAAUGUGCUUACAACACGGAGGCUUCGUCGACUACAGGACAAGUGUCUGAAUGUUCGAAAGGCGACAGUGAUUGCCAGUGAUGACGUGGUGUUCGAGCAACAACUCCGUCCUUCCGCAAAGAAUAUUUCCACCUACUUGAAUCUCUUUCCGGCAUUGAAAACAGUGCGUAUCAUCGCCAUGGACAUCUUCCACGAUCGGACUAUUCAGGAGAUUUUGGCUAACUGCAGGCAUCUCCGGCGUCUUUACAUCUUCUCCCAGAAUAGUCCUACCUUUGAAUGCGCACCGUUACCAUCACAUGAUGCCCUUGAACUUCUCUUUCUGGAAUUAAAUGGGCUUUCUGGGGAGGAUCGUUGUGAGAAACUUUUGAAUGAAACACUUUCGACUCUUCACUCGCCCAAAUAUAUUCUACUUAAAAUUGAGCACGGCAAAUAUCCCCGCGUAAAAACCUUAAAAGCUUUUUUCGCCAACAGGGCUGAACUGCGAUGGUUGGUUGUAGUAUUCAAUAAAUACGGCAAGGUGAUUUUAUGCCACGCAGACGCGGACAGAAGGGGCAAUCCAGAGAUUUUUAAAGAUCCCACAUUUCAUCUGGGGACUCUGAUUUAUACUUAUCCGGAACUCUAUACUAUAUUUUGGAGUGAGUUUCAGAAGUUCUCUAACUGUGCCUUAUACUAAUACUAGUUUUGAUUUGAGCAAACCACGUGUGACCGACCCUUGGUUUUCUGCCUUGUACAUCUGGCGACAUCUUGCCUAGGCAUUGUUGUGUAGAACAAUAUUGUGUAAUGUUAAUUUUAUGAUGUAAUAAAGCGCAAAAGUGCAUACUUGGUGCCGAGGUUCUGUAACCUCGAGGAAAAGGAAAAUAGCCUGCGGUUUCGAUUUCAAUUACAAUUAUUACCUUGAGGAAUUGUUCUAAGUAAUUCAGUAAUUCAGUAAUCCAGUAGGUUAAGGGGACCCCUAGAGUUUAAAUAUGUUCCAUCUCAUCGAUAGUCGGCGAGGCCUAAUUAAAUUGAUAUCCGAGUCUUUUAGCCGCCGAGCAUGAUCACCACCAUCAGCGCUCGUGUCGUACCCGUUUACGCCGCCAACCUGUAUAAUCCCACCUGUCAUAUGAACGCUAGCAAAUGUGCAUGGGAAUGGUCGAACCUGACUGACCUGACUAAAAGUUGGAAUACUGACGCCCGACUUUGCCUUUGGCCCCCAUCAUUUAGGAAGUUGGCGUCCUGGCGAGGUCCAAUUCCUUAGUGUUACGGAUCUCAUCGGACAGAGCGUUAAACCAAAAAGUGUCAACGGAGCGCGUGCUUAAAUGUCUUGAUUAGGAACGCAACUGCCUGACGAUGUCAGAUUAGCCAGACUUCGUCAUUUCUGUUCUCCUAACCUUUGUCACGAAGCGUGUUCUUUUGCAUUUAUGGGCAGCCAACUGGACUGCACUGUUCACAUCCAGUCUUAAGGGUGCCGGCAUCCAUUAUGUUGAACAUGGAUUAUUUCUAUCGAAAUAAAAGGCCCCUCUUCAAAAAAGGUGGGUGCGCUUGGUGCGAUAGUUACUCGAUUGGGUGACAUUCGAGUCUUUAAUCGCCGCGAGGUCAUCGCCCGUGCUGGACGUUGGCGUAAUACUUGCUUGAUUGUUUGACUCGCGGACAAUAACGAGAAAUAGUGUUAGUCUGCGUGCUCCCGCGUGACUGCUUACUCUACCCUGAAUAUGGGACGGGGAAAUCAUUGAACCUGUUUAUACACUGGGGGCCAGGAAUCAUGACUCAAGCAGCUGACGACUCACGCGAUUGUCACUCCCCGUGAGAAAUUUGGCCUCAUUGAACUUGAAUUUGCGACCGGGUCUUGUCGAAUGGACCGAGACUUCAGAGUUGGCACUAUUCCUCCUCACUGCUGUCGCGUGUUUGGCGAUUCGUGUCCGGAGCAGUCUUCCGGUUUACGCAAAGUAGUUGCUUUGCCCGCAAUUGUAUCACAUUCGAUAAACGACUCCAGACGUUUCUUCCCGUGGCAUUGACUUUUUGCCCCAUUAUCUGGCACCUGGUAGUUGCCUCCGAUCUCUGUGCAACUACAAGUGGUGCGAGCAGGCGGCUGAUGGCCUCCGAGGAGUUUUUUUAUUUACAGAAGCGCUCUCCAAUAUUUGGGACCGGUGCGAUUUGGCCUCUAGAUUCAUUUGCAUGCGCACUGGCUGACGAAGUUGCGCGGGUAGCUAUUUGUUUCGAACACAGUCAUAGGCAUUUUUGUUCGUCAACCUUGUCUUCCGGUUCGUUGCAUUACGCCUUUAUACGCCAAUACAGCACCUUUUCGCAACUGUAUUUGUGGCUGACUGGGUGGUUGUUGCUGCUGAAGUUCUGUACUUGUGUGGUAUUUUUCACUUUCUUCGAUCACUUUGUUUUUAAGGCCAUCAAAAUCUUGGCAGCAGAUAAGGACAUGAAGGAAUGCGAGCUUGUUGUUUUUUCCCUCCGUCUUAAUCUAAACGUUUUAGAACACAACUUGCAGACGUUCUUUGAAUGUCAGCACCUGAAUGCGUUCGAUGACGACCAGCCCAGAGUUUCAGGCUGUUAUAUUGGAAGACCAGUGAUCCCAAACGUAAGCGGACCGCUUGGGCCACGAAUCUCGAAAUCGCCAAACCCGCUUGUGUGUUUUUCACCCGUUCGUAAACUGUUCCACGAAACCUGAUGCAGUCCUGAGUCAGAACUUCGGGAGGUAAAGGACUUCGGCGUGUCGGAGACGAUUCUCUAGAGGGUAUGUAGAAGUAUAAACUCUGGUUCCACUGAACUAGUGUGAAUGAAUGGCGUAUCUGAAGAGAUUUCUGUUCAUUGUUUACGUAUAGUGUGGUUUCUGAGUUAAUACUCCUGCAGUUAGUGGCUGAUAGUGCAAGGAAAUUUGCCCAAAGCUGCAGCUUUUUUGAAGAUUUAAAUUACUCGUUGCCAUCUGCGGGAUAUCGGCGGAAUGUUUACAUCUCCGGAUUUUGCAGUUUAGAAUACAGACCGAAGAACUGUAUAUCUUUCCUUAAAUGCACUAGCAUAACUGAGUGGAUGGUCAAUGAGUGAGGCACGACUUGGCUGUGUGAAAGGAAAUGAGAGGUAUUUGGGAACUGAUUACAUCGCGCAAACGAAAAGCCUCAGGAUAUAUCCGCAAACCUUCCUCUUUUGCCAAGAUAAACUUUCGAUAUUACAGCCAAGGAUGACUCAUAAAUUAGUAAUCCUCUAUUCAGCGAGUAUGUUACUGACAUCCAUAUGCAACGUGCACCGAUACUGAUAGGUGUCCCAAGUUCAUCAAAAAUGCAGAAUAACUCUGAAAUAAACCCCAGUUAACAAAUUUAAAAGUAGAAAAAACGAUCAAAUAGAUUUAUCGGGAAGAGAGAAAAUACGAUAGAUGUGCAGUUGCGGACAAAGGCAACUAAGUCGGAAAAACCAGUGAUCGCUCCGGACACGAGGAGCUGAACGCGCAGCGGCAGUAAGGAGGAAUGAGGCUAACUCUCAAGUAGCGGCUCAUUCGACAGAAUGUAUUGUAUUCUGUUUGACGAGGUCAACAUUCUCGCAGGAGGUGACAACCACGUGAGCCGUGAGUCGCUUGAGUCGUGGUUCUCCGGCUCUCAGCCAAUCUACAGGCCCAAUGACCUUCCUGUCCCCUAUUCUGUACCGAGUCUCUGCCUGGGCAGAGUCUUUAGUUAUGCGUAGGGGCGUGAGCUAUAGCCAAUUCCACUGACAGCGAGCAAAAUUGUCAGGUAAUUAUUACACCACAAAUCCACAAUGGGGAUUACAUUUUAGCAAUUAAGAACUCGGGUGCGGUUUAACAAGCCGUCGUUGUAUUACUUACGACCCCCAAGGAUGAACGCGGCAGUUGCCAGCUAUAGUCGACAUGUUAUUGAGUGUUAACCGCGACCUAUCAACACAGUACUCAUUAUGCCUCCAUUACCCUUACCUGCGACUCUCUCUGAUGAUGGGUUCGGGUGAGAAUCCGAAAAGUCAGACUGGUAAAUCUCUUGUGCCAGUGACCGCAUCCUCUUCCGAGCCGCUUCCUGGAACUCGUCUCUUCACCUCUGACGCUUGGUGCGGUAGUUAUUCGAUUGGGUGACAUUCGAGUCUUUAAUCGCCGCGAGGUCAUCGCCCGUGUUGGGCGUUGGCGUGAUACUUGCUUGAUUGUUUGUCUCACAGACAGGCACGAGAAAUGGUGUUAGUCUGCUUACUCCCCGCGUGACUACUUACUCUGCCCUGAAUAUGGGACGAGGAAAUCAUUGAACUUGUUUAUACACUGGAGGCCAGGAACCACGACCCAAGCAGCUGACGACUCACGCGAUUGUCCCUCCUCGUCAGAAGUUUGGCCUCAUCGAACUUGAAUGAACUGCGACUUCACAGUUGGCGCCAUUUCUCCUCACUGCUGUCGCGUGUACGGCGAUUCGUGUCCGGAGCAGUCUUCCAGUUUGUGCAAAGUGUUUGCUUUGCCCGCAAUUGUAUCACAUUCGAUAAACGACUCCAGGCGUUUCCUCCCGUGGCAAAGGGUUUUUAGCCCCACUGUCUGGCACCUGGUGGUUGCCUCCGAUUUAUGUGCAACUCCAAAUGGUGCGAGAAGGCGGCUGAUGGCCUCCGAGAAGUUCUUAAUUUACGGAAGCCUCCAGAAUCAUUUGCAUGCCCACUGGCUGACGAAGUUGCGCACGUCGCCAUUUGUUUUGAGCCCAGUCAAAGGUAUUGUAGUUCGACAACCUUGACUUCCGGUUUGUAGCAUUACGCCUUUAUACGCCAAUACAACAUCCUUACGCAACUGUAUUUGUGGCUGACUGGGUGGUUGUUGCUGUUGCUGCUGCUGAAGUUCAGUACUUUUGUGGUAUUUGUCGAUUUCCCGAUCACUUUGGUUUUAAGGUUAGCACAAUCUUUGCGACGGUUAUUCCGCUGUGGAUGAUGGACUUCGACCUAAGUUCUCGUAUCAGCCUACCUCUAUAAGUUCCAAAUAGAAUGAUUUACUCCAAAUUAAAUAUUAAUUUCUGAGAAUGGUAAAAAGCUGUGGAGUCUUACGUUAUCUACUUGGACUUCGGAAGACGGCAGUGAUUGCCGACGGUGGUCUGGUGGGACGACAUCUACCUCCAUCCACGAAGAAUAUAUCCACCUACUUGCUUCUCUUUCCCGCAAUGAAAGAAUUGUGUAUUAUCGCUAUAGACAGCUUCAGUGAACGGAAAAUUCAAGAGAUUCUGGUUAACUGCGGUCAUAUUCAACGACUUCAUAUUUCCUCCCAAAAACCCCUCCAUCUCGACUCUGCCGCAUUUCAACCACGUAAUGCCCCAGAGUUUCGUCUCCUCGAGUUAGAUGGUGUUUCGGUUGUUGACCGUUUUAAGACGCUUGCGAACAUUUACUCAUCCAGAUGCGUACUGCUUAGGGUUGAUAGUGGAAGAUAUCUUCACGAAAAUACACUGCAUGCAUUAUUCUCCAACAGGAAUGAGCUGCGGUAGUUGGUUGGGACGUUUAACAAAUAAUACAAGGUACUCUUGUGUUCUGCAGACGAGAACAUGAUGUAGAUCAAAGCCAGCAAUAUUUAAGGAUUCAAAAUUUAUUUGCUCCAAGUGUGAAAAAUGUGGAGGUUCCGGUGGGAUUGAAACCCACAAGAGCAAGGACAAAUCUUGACUACGGCCAACGUUAUAAUCACCUGAGCUACGAGGCCCCACCGGCAGCUAUGAGGUUAAUCGCAUUCGGGUCGAGUUACCCGCCCCGCCUACUGCAACAUAUGGAAUCCACCAAUUCUGGUAUAGCAGGCUGACUGCUCAAGCAGGAUUUCCUAAGCAAUCAGCUCAGAAUCCACCAGAUGACUAGCAGAUCAGGUUAAUUGUUUGGGAACUCCUACUUGGACAGUCAGCUUACUGUGUCCCCAUUGGCGGAUUUCAUAUAUCGCAGUUUUUUAUUCUAACCAAAUCUUCACAAUUACAUCCGACUUUUUACAACGUCGCAGAGGAGGGAAAUCAUCUUCGUCCGAGAUUUCAAUUAUUAUUGUUCAAUUGGCCAAAUAAUAAAAUAAUCUGUAGACUGAAACAACACCGGCAGACUAAAUAAGCUAUCUGUUAUUGGAUGUCGUAGAUGUCCGCCUCUUUUCGCUAGCCAAGCAUGGCAACCGUCUCCAGCAUGAAGUUGAUGCAGUUGAUCGCAUCCAACAGAGCAUGAUAUGGAAGUGUCAACUCCGAAGUGUCAACUAG